Messenger RNA from Aureococcus anophagefferens, 855 nucleotides. RefSeq names its product selenoprotein (gene FSR). The annotation marks the transcript as partial. The record is from RefSeq and is a predicted model, not a curated record. Lineage: Eukaryota; Pelagophyceae; Pelagomonadales; Pelagomonadaceae. The transcript has a single exon.
AUGCAGGGCGGAUACGAGGCCGUGGACUCGCCGCGGGCGGCGUUCCGCUCGCGGUCGCGCGUCGUCGGCGCCGCGACCUUCCUCUUCGCCGCCGGCGCCCUGGCCCACCUCGGGCGCACGGCCCAGCGGCCCGGCGCCGCGGAGCUCCUGGACGAGGUCGCGGCGUCGUCGGGGAAGCCCACGGUGCACGCCUACGCCGACGCCCUGUGAUCCGACUGCCGGAGGCACGCGCUCACGCUCCACGAACUCAUGUUGAGCAAGAGCGACGUCCUCGACGCCAUCGAUCUGAAGAUCGACUACAUCGGCGCCGCCGCCUCCGUCGAGGAGCACGGCAUCACGCUCAUCCCCGUGAACGAGUACAUGCUCUGCGCCGAGGAGCUCCUGGACCUGCCCCAGAGCGAGUGGUGGCCCUUCACGCACUGCGCCUUCGAGAUCCAGAAGUGCAUGAACUACGUUUCUCGCGAGGAGGCGGGGAUGACGUCGUGCGACGAGGCCGACUCGGGCUCCGACGACGCCAUGGCCCUCGCGGGCACGGAGCGCGACCUGAGCACGUGCACGUGCACGCUCGAGGGCGUCGUCGAGUACUGCGCCGAGACCCACACGUCGACGACCCUCGCCAAGCUCGCGACGUGCAAGGACUCCGACGAGGCGUCGAAGCUCUUCAAGACGUCCAACGCCGUCGCCGACGCCAUCAACUCGGGCCACCCGCUCUGGGUCAAGAUCAACGGCGUCGAGUACGCCGGGCCGUCGGACCCGGACGAGACGACGGCGACGAUGGACGCGUGGGCGGAGCAGGUGCUCAACGUCACGUGCCAGAGCCUCGGGUCCGCCGUGAGCUCCUGCGCGCCCUACGUC